This is a messenger RNA of Mycena indigotica, 864 nucleotides long. RefSeq lists its product as uncharacterized. Bases 1 to 864 code for a protein of 287 amino acids. The transcript is spliced from 2 exons. The record is from RefSeq and is a predicted model, not a curated record. NCBI's taxonomy places the organism in Eukaryota, Fungi, Basidiomycota, Agaricomycetes, Agaricales, Mycenaceae.
AUGCCGCCGCUCGUGACGCUGCUUACGCGCCGCCAAAAGAGCGCAAUCUUGGCGCUCCUCACAAGCCACCCACGCCGAUGUGACCGUCAAGGCGCGCAAGUUACUGGCCAGUCCGGAAGUCUCGGCUCUGGCUCGCCAAUCGUUUACGCCCGCGCCGACCUGCAGACAAACCUGCAGAGCAACUCCUCAACAGCGAGGACCCGCUGCCUCCACUUACUGGCUUCGACUUCGGCCCCACAAACGACCACGCCACGGCGGCGCGCAGCCGCAAUCCGCGAUUCACUGCCCGAUGCAGUCUCCACUGCGGCCGCAAACCACAACGCGAAUGGCAUCUUUGUGCCAGACGCGUUCGUGGCGCUCUACGACCAAGGCCGCCUUCCUGAAGGCCUCAUCACUUCCGCCGAAACAACCGCCAUCCGCUGCAUACUCCCCAUAGUCGACAAUCAAGAAUAUGUGGAGUCUAUUGUAGACCCCGGCUCGCAAAUCUGUGCGAUGUCGGAAGCUCUCUGCCAUCGCCUCGCCCUCCAGUACGACCCGACCAUCGUUCUUCAGAUGCAGUCCGCCAACGGGGCGAUUACCCCUUCGCUUGGAGUCGCUCGCAACGUCGCGUUCACGUUGCGCGACAUUGUACUGUACCUGCAGGUCCACAUCGUCCGGAACCCCGCCUACGAUGUCCUGCUCGGGCGUCCAUUCGACGUUCUCACACAGUCUGUGGUACACAACUACAGUAACAACGACCAAACCAUCACGAUCCGCGAUCCCAACACCGGCCGAACCGCGACCGUCCCAACCAUCCCGCGUGGCUCCUCUCGAGCAACAAAAGAGGGUUUUCUCAAGCUCAAGUCUUCACGUAUGAAGCACUGA